Molecule: messenger RNA, 1423 nt
Organism: Phytophthora infestans T30-4
Lineage: Eukaryota; Oomycota; Peronosporomycetes; Peronosporales; Peronosporaceae
Product: patatin-like phospholipase, putative
Exons: 1
Coding region: 35-1318 (427 amino acids)
Biological process (GO): lipid homeostasis; triglyceride catabolic process
Cellular component (GO): cytoplasm; membrane; lipid droplet
Molecular function (GO): triacylglycerol lipase activity
Source: RefSeq, a predicted model, not a curated record
CUGCCAGCGGCACAGGGCCUCCACUCAAAUAAAUAUGGCUUAUCGUCGUGGUACCAAGCAGCAGGUCGGCAAUGCAGUGGACACCAAUCUGUCCUUCUCUUUCGCCUGCGGUGGCUGGCUCAAGAUGUACCUCUUCGGUGUUGCCAAGGCGCUGCAAGAGUUCGAGCUCGAGAAGAAUGCGCAGCUCAUCGGCUGCUCAGCCGGCGCGCUGACAGCCACGGGUUUGGCACUGCAAUGCGACUUCGACGCCAUCCGCGAUCACGUGCUACACAAUAUCGUCCCGGAGGCGCACUCAUCUCUAGCCAGCCACUUCCGCGUUCGAUCGUACCUGCACGACACGCUCACGCGCCACGGCGGCAUGGAACACUUUGAGAAGCUCAAUGUGUCGCAGCAACUCACGAUCGUCUACACGUCGCUGUCGUUGCUUAAGUCGCGACGUGCGACCACGUUUGAGUCGGCGGAGCAUCUGAUGGAGACGUUGCUGGCCUCGUGCUGCGCCCCACCCAUCGCUGGCCUACCCUUCAAGCUCAAUGGGGAGUGGGUCAUGGAUGGCGGCAUGCUGGACUUCCAGCCUGUGUACAACAAUAAAACAGUGACGAUCAGUCCGUUCUACUGCGUUGGCGCGGACAUCAAGCCGUCGGUGUACGUGCCCAUGUGGUGGGCGCUGAUGCCACCUGGGGUACGCGACGUCGAGUGGUUGUUUGACUUGGGCUACGAAGACGGACUCAAGUGGAUCGUCAAGAAUGGAUUGACAGGUGGCCGCAAGAACGUCGUGAUUCCAAACAAGAGCACGCACUAUGCUGGCGGAUGGAACACGACGGUGGGGCGUGUGGUGGGCUACCGCGCCUGCGAGAGCCACUUUUUGGACGCUCUAUUCGUCGGCUUGUUCGUGUGCUUGUGGAGGCCGAUGGCAUUUAUCUGCCUGUAUCUGGAACUCUACCUACAGGCUAUCGUGUCUGGCGGCAAGGCUGCGAUCUUUGGAGCCGCGGCCAAGCUGCUGAUUUCGAACAUUAUCAUGGCCGCGUUGGCAGUGGCUUUGGCCACUCUGGGCCUGCAAGAGACCAUGCUGUUCCUGCUCGGGCUAGCGGUAACAGGGUUCUUCUUGGGUGGCACGGUUCUACUGGUGGGCGGUCUGCAACAAGCUGGCGCCGUGGCGUCGGCGGACUGGCAGCGAUGCCGCUCCUACAUGCGCAGCAUCACGAGCCUGUCGCUCUUCUUGCACAGUAUGCCAGUGAUUGGCGCCAAAGUGCAGAUCAAGCGCCACGAGUUCCUGCUACAACACUCGCUAGUGUAUCGCGUUGCGAUGCAUUUUGUGUAGACACUGGAAACAAAGUUUGCCACGUGGGGCCCAGGACUGUACACAUGCCAGACAACUGUCAAAUAAAUUAGCGAGCUCUACACAUGAAUGAAUAUCUUGGCUCUU